UACCAGAAGACUUGUUUCUACUCAACAUCAGAAAAAGUUACCAACAGCAGUCCUAAAACAGAAGGGCUGCCUCUGGAAACUGAGUGAAAGUUGGAGGGGCUUCUACUUAGGAGAUAAACAUCUGCGCAGAUUUAAAGGUGGGAAGUGCCUGAAGUGUGCAAGACUGUAAAGAGACUGACCUCCUAGCAGUCAAAGGCCGAUAAGGGGAAAGACUGAUUUUGAGGAUGUAGUUUUCAGAUGUUUCAAGUAUCGUGAACAGAGACUUGUUUGGAUUAUGUGUUUCUCAGCUAGACUGAAUAAAUGUUAACAAUGGAUAAGUGCAAACACAUUGGGCAGUUGCGGCUUGCUCAAGACCAUUCCAUCCUCAACCCUCAGAAAUGGCAUUGUGUGGACUGCAAUACAACUGAGUCGAUUUGGGCUUGCCUUAGCUGUUCUCAUGUUGCCUGUGGAAGAUAUAUUGAAGAACAUGCAGUCAGGCACUUUCAAGAUAGCAGUCAUCCUGUUGCCUUGGAGGUGAAUGAGAUGUAUGUUUUUUGUUACCUUUGUGAUGAUUAUGUUCUUAAUGAUAAUGCUACUGGAGACCUGAAGUUACUACGAAGUACCUUAAGUGCAAUCAAAAGUCAAAAUUAUCAGUGCACGACUCGUAGUGGAAGGGUUUUGCAGUCUGUGGGUACAAGUGAUGAUACUUAUUACUUACACGAUAGCACCCAAUCUCUGCUUCAAAAUGAAGAUCAAAUGUAUACUGCUCUUUGGCAUAGAAGAAGAAUAUUAAUGGGUAAAAUCUUUCGAACUUGGUUUGAACAAUCACCCAUUGGAAGAAAAAGACAAGAGGAACAAUUUCAGGAAAAAAUAGCAAAAAGAGAAGUGAAGAAAAGACGACAAGAAUUAGAGUAUCAAGUUAAAACAGAAUUGGAAAGUAUACAUCCAAGAAAGAGUUUACGUUUGCAAGGUCUAGCUCAGUCUACCACAGUAGAAAUAGUUCCUGUUCAAGUACCACUGCAAACCCCAGCAUCACCAGCAAAAGAUAAAGUAGUACCUACCUCAGAAGAUGUGAAAUUAAAAAAAGCCAAUGACUCCUCAGGUAAACAAAGGCCAAUAGUAACACCUGGUGUAACUGGAUUGAGAAAUUUGGGAAAUACUUGCUAUAUGAAUUCUGUUCUUCAAGUGUUGAGUCAUUUACUUAUUUUUCGGCAAUGUUUUUUAAAACUUGAUCUGAACCGAUGGCUGGCAGUGACAGCUAGUGAUAAGACAAGAUCACCUUAUAAGCAUCUACCAGUCACAGAUACAGUAUAUCAAAUGAAUGAAUGCCAAGAAAAAGAUACAGGCUGUGUUCCCUCCAGACAUCCAAGUUUAUCAUUAGGACUAAGUGGUGGAGCAUCAAAGAGUAGAAAGAUGGAACUUAUUCAGCCAAAGGAACCAAGUUCACAAUACAUUUCUCUCUGUCAUGAAUUGCAUACUUUGUUCCAAGUCAUGUGGUCUGGAAAGUGGGCCUUAGUCUCACCAUUUGCUAUGCUACACUCCGUGUGGAGACUAAUUCCAGCUUUUCGUGGUUAUGCCCAACAGGAUGCUCAGGAAUUUCUCUGUGAACUUUUGGAUAAAAUACAACAUGAACUAGAGACAACUGGUACUAGGUUACCAGCUCUUAUCCCCACUUCUCAAAGGAAACUUAUCAAACAGGUUCUGAAUGUUGUGAAUAAUAUUUUUCAUGGACAACUACUUAGUCAGGUUACAUGUGUUGCAUGUGACAACAAAUCAAAUACCAUAGAACCUUUCUGGGACUUGUCAUUGGAAUUUCCAGAAAGAUACCAAUGCAGUGGAAAAGAUGUUACUUCCCAGCCAUGUCUGGUUACUGAAAUGUUGGCCAAAUUCACAGAAACUGAAGCUUUAGAAGGAAAAAUCUACGUAUGUGACCAGUGUAACUCAAAACGUAGAAGGUUUUCCUCAAAAUCAGUUGUACUCACAGAAGCACGAAAACAGCUUAUGGUUUGUCACCUACCUCAGGUUCUCAGACUACAUCUCAAACGAUUCAGGUGGUCAGGACGUAAUAACCGAGAGAAAAUUGGUGUUCAUGUUGGCUUUGAAGAAAUCUUAAACAUGGAGCCUUAUUGCUGCAGGGAAUCCCUGAAAUCCCUCAGACCAGAAUGUUUUAUCUAUGACUUAUCUGCUGUAGUAAUGCACCAUGGGAAAGGAUUUGGCUCAGGACACUACACUGCCUACUGCUAUAAUUCUGAAGGAGGGUUCUGGGUACACUGCAAUGAUUCCAAGCUAAGCAUGUGCACUAUGGAUGAAGUAUGCAAGGCCCAAGCUUAUAUCUUGUUUUAUACCCAGCGAGUUACUGAGAAUGGACAUUCUAAACUCUUGCCUCCAGAACUCCUGUCUGGUAGCCAACAUCCCAAUGAAGAAGCUGAUACCUCUUCUAAUGAAAUCCUUAGCUGAUCCAAAGACAGUGGGGCUUUCUUCUUGUGAUUUUAUAUAUACUUUUUAAAAGGGCUUACGAUUUUGAGCUUCAUUGUUUUAAUUUUUUACUUAGGAAUCAGUGCACAGUUUAUACAUUUUGUAUCCACAACAAAACGGUUUUUACAGAGACAAAACUAGCAUAAACAUGUAUAUCAAUGACAGCAGGUAACUAAACUUUUCUCAAGUACUUGGGAGUUUUAAACUUUCAGUGUUUACUUCAUACUGGCAUUACUUCUUUUAUAUUUUCAUGUCUUAAUUGGCUCAGAUCAUGAAUUUGUGCAAUCUUUUACUGAAGUUCAGGUGGCAUCAUUUUAUACAUUUUUUAUUUAGCUUUUGUAGGUAUUUUCUAUACAAAUUCUUAUUAGGUGGAAAUUAGAUAGUCUUCACUAAUGAUAUUACCAAAAAAGAAAAAAUUUCUUUCAGGCCAUUUGCAUAGUGAAGUUACCUUUGCCCCUUGACGGCAGUUAAACUACUACAUUCACUGUGAAAUACCAAGGUAUUACCUAAAUACUCAUCAGUCACACUAAUUGAUACUCCUGAGGCUUUGUGUGUUACAGGACUCAGAACAAACAUUCCUUUGAUUAAAGGAACUUCAUUUUUUUCAAAAAUGUAUUAAGUUUUAAUAAUUGUUCUUUAUUUGGCAUAGUCAAACUUCAUACAAAUGAAAAUGACAGCUUUAUAAAUAGUAUAUUUAAAUUACUUCAGUACUGUGGACAUGAAAACAAUGAUGGCUCAGACUUACAAUGAUUUGUUUGGCAGCAAACAGGUUUGUCCAGAUUCUAAUAAAGCAGUCUUAUCAAAAAUCUGAAUUCAGCAGUGUAUUAUGGUAAGCAAGUACAGUUUAACUUGGAUGUGAGGUUUUUUUUUAUGUUUAACAUUAGAUCUCUUAAAAGCUUUGUACUGUAUCAUAUCUUGAGAUUUUUAAAGGAAAAAAAUAAGUCUUCUUUAAGAGAAAAAAUUGCUUAAAACAGAGAAGAUAAUUGUUCAAAAUUGGCAACUGGGCAAUAUAUUCAGCAUCUCAUUUUUUUCUAAAUAAUUUUUCUAAAUCUCAUUUUCUAAAUAGGCUUGGAUUACUCACUCUUGCUCCGAUUAUGUGAAGACUAGGAACCUCAGAUGUUCAAAUACUUGGCCCUUUUAAAAAAAACUAUCUAAACUUCCAUUUUAUUAUAAAUAUGUUAUGAAAUACUCUUUGCUCUUCCCAAAUAAUCUUACUAGAUCUCUUUAAAUUCCUACUGCUGCUAAUUUAUCAUCCACUAACCUCUAUAGAUCAGCUAUUUCACAUCUUAGCUCAGUGUUAACCCCUGGAAGAUCAUUUAUUCUUUUUAGGUUUGCUUGUAGGUUGAAAUCUUCAUGAAAGAUAAUACCCUAUAGAAUGCUGUUUUUUGCCAGUGUUCAUCUAUUAAGUAUAAGCUUGAAAAGGACCUCUAUUAGCAAAUUUUCCUUAAAUUUCAGAGAGCAAGUUGCUGGGGCAGCUGAUCAUGAAGUGCAAUGAGAAUUUAUCACUGAACAGACAAGUCAUUUAUGCCAAAAUACAGCCUGAGUAUUAAAUGGCUAAAGUUUAAAAUCUUUCACUUAAUUACCUAUGCAAGUUGUUACCUCAACUGUUAAUGUAAUUAUACCUCAUUAAAGAUUUAUGUGGUCAAGA
Herpailurus yagouaroundi (jaguarundi) is the source of this 4102-nucleotide messenger RNA. It is a transcript of the gene USP44, whose product is annotated as ubiquitin specific peptidase 44. NCBI's taxonomy places the organism in Eukaryota, Metazoa, Chordata, Mammalia, Carnivora, Felidae. The transcript is spliced from 7 exons. Bases 301 to 2436 code for a protein of 711 amino acids. Gene Ontology annotation, biological process: protein deubiquitination. The record is from RefSeq and is a predicted model, not a curated record. Gene Ontology annotation, molecular function: zinc ion binding; cysteine-type deubiquitinase activity.